AUGUCAGUACCAAAACAUUUAAGUCUACCUUAUAAUAAUAAUACUUCACAUUUAUCAACUUUUAAUAAUAAUAAUAAUAAUUUAUCAACUUCAACUACAACAACACCAAAAACUACUUCAUCACCUUUUAAUCCAAGAACUCAUCGUCAUAAAAGAUCUCAAGCUAUAUCUGGAGAUUUUGAUGGUUUAGGUUUAUUUAAUUUUCCACCAUCUAUUAUUAAUAAUAAUGGUGGUGGUAAUAAUAGUAAUGGUAAUAAUAAUCAAUCAUCAUCAACUUCAUCAAAUUUAAAUUUACAUUCACUGCAUAUAUAUAGUAAAUCUAUAUCAAAUUCAACUACAAAUUCAUUUGUCGGUUCAUCACAAAUAUCAUCAUCAUCAUCUGUUCCAAAAGAAAGAUCUAUAUCUUUUGCAAAUGAUUCAAGACCAAAUAAAUUAACUUUAACAGAAGAUAAUGAUUUUGAAUUAAAUAGACAUUUUAAUUUUAAUAAUAAAGAAGAUUUUGCAAAUCCAAUUGAUUUAAAAACUUUUGAAUUUCCUUCACCAUCACCAUUUCAAGAUAAAAUUUAUGAAUUUAAUGAUAAUAAUAAUGAUAUUGCACAGGAACAAGAUUAUGAAGAAGAAGAAGAUAAUACAAUAUAUACAACUAAUUUUAAGAAAAAUUUAAGUUCUCCAAUACAAUUAAAUAAUAAAAUUUCACAAUGUUCUUUAAAUAGUUCAAAAUUACAAAAUCAAUUAAAUAUUGAUGAAAAUAUUCCAGAUCCUGUUAUUGAUUUAGAUUAUAUAUUAACUGCAAAUUUACAUAUUGGUAAUUCGAAUGAUGAUACAUUAAUUUUUAAUCAAGAUGAUUAUUUAGGUUCACCUGCAAUUGUUGAAGAAGAUGAUGAUAUUGAAGAUCAAUUAAUUUCUAAUGAUGAUGAUGUUAAAUCAAUUGAAGAUCCAACGACUACCACCAAUUUAAAUUUAUUAAACACCAAUUUAAGUCAUGAUGAUGAUUUACAACAACCAAGUACUUUUUAUUCCUCAGCAAAUUCAUCAACAUCAAGUUUUACUGGUAAUAAUACUCCAAAUUUAUUUUCAACAACCACUAAUAAUAAUAAUAUGACUCCAACACAACAAAGAUCAGGAGCAAAAGCUCAUAGAUAUCAAAUAUUUUAUGAUCAAUCAAAUAGAAUAUCAAAUGCAAUGAAAAGUUCAGCAGAAAGUAUUGAUAGAUCAAGUACUCCACCAUUACAAUUACAAUUACAACCAGUAUUUCGUAAAAAAUAUUUAAAUCAUUCUUCUUCAUUACCAUCCCUCAAAGCUAAAAGAUCUUUUUCAUCAAUAAGAUAUAAUGAAUUAAAAAAAAUUUCAUCACCAACAAGAGAAUAUUAUAGAUUACAAGCAUCUUUAUCACCAACCAAAAAUCAAUGUAAUUAUAAUUAUAAUCAUAAUCAUAACCUACAGUUACAACAACAACAUCAACAAAACACUAAUUCAAUAAUUGCAAAUAAUCAUAAUAUAACAAGUGAAUAUGUUGAACUCCCCUCAAAUUCAUUACAUCCUCCAAUUCCACAAAGUUCAACUCCAUCAACAUUAGCAACUCAAUCAACAACAGAUACAUUACCAACAACAAAAGUAGAAUCAUCAACAUCACCAAUAAGUGCAAAUUCAGAAAUUUCUUCAAUGAUUAUAAAUGAUAAACAAUCAAAAGAAAUUACACCAAUAAUAAUAAUAAAUAAUAAUACUACUAAUCAAAAUAAAACAACAACUACCACUAAUAAUAAUAUUUUUUUAAUUAAUGAUUUGAAAAAAUCAAAUGAUGAAUCAUUUCAAAGUGAUUCUACAAUUUCAAAUAGUCCAAUAAUAGCAUCAAGUGCACCAGCAUCAAUUUCUACAAAAGAAUUUAAUCAACAACCACUACAGCAAAAUCAACAACAACAACAACAACAAUCUAAACCUAAAAGAUCUCCAACAUCAACAGAACAACAAUUCUUAAACCAAACUCAAAUUCCUAACUUAAAAAAGAAAUUAGACUCACCAAUGAAUAAAUACGAAUACAAAAAAUAUCCACAUCGAAACACAAAGGGACAAAUUAAAAAUAACACAAAUCAAGAUAUAUUAUCAAUAUCUUCUGCAUCUACAUCAUCAUUAACUUUAACUUCAACAAUUGAUAAAAAACAGGUUGCAUCAACUACUAAUUUACCUGGUUCUACUACUACUACUACUACCACAACUACCACCACCAAUUCAACAACAAAACGUAGUAAAGGUCAUUUUAGAUCAAAAUCAAAUAUUGAAGAUUCUUUAAUUAAAUCAAAACGUAGUUCAAAAUUUUUUGACUGGCUCAGAAAAAAAUAA
Molecule: messenger RNA, 2337 nt
Organism: Lodderomyces jiufengensis
Lineage: Eukaryota; Fungi; Ascomycota; Pichiomycetes; Serinales; Debaryomycetaceae
Exons: 1
Coding region: 1-2337 (778 amino acids)
Source: RefSeq, a predicted model, not a curated record